Staurois parvus is the source of this 510-nucleotide messenger RNA. NCBI's taxonomy places the organism in Eukaryota, Metazoa, Chordata, Amphibia, Anura, Ranidae. The record is from the annotation of a GenBank genome assembly.
GAAAUAGUUCUGGUAGUAUUUUUUGGAACAGAAUAUGUUAUACGAUUGUGGUCUGCAGGAUGCCGGAGCAAAUAUGUUGGAAUUUGGGGAAGGUUUCGCUUUGCUAGAAAACCUAUUUCUGUUAUAGAUUUAAUAGUUGUUGUAGCCUCUGUUAUAGUCCUUUGUGUGGGGUCAAAUGGACAAGUAUUUGCAACAUCAGCAAUUAGGGGGAUCAGAUUUCUACAGAUCCUACGUAUGUUACAUGUUGAUCGGCAAGGUGGUACAUGGCGAUUGCUUGGAUCGGUUGUCUUUAUACAUAGACAGGAACUGAUAACCACACUCUACAUUGGAUUCCUAGGCUUAAUCUUUUCCUCUUAUUUUGUAUACCUUGCUGAAAAGGAUGCUAUUGACGGCUCAGGAGAAUACCAGUUUGGUAGCUAUGCGGACGCCCUGUGGUGGGGAGUAGUGACCGUUUUACAACCAUUGGUUAUGGAGACAAAGUGCCUCAGACGUGGAUUGGGAAAACAAUAG